Messenger RNA from Linnemannia hyalina, 1674 nucleotides. Lineage: Eukaryota; Fungi; Mortierellomycota; Mortierellomycetes; Mortierellales; Mortierellaceae. The record is from the annotation of a GenBank genome assembly.
AUGGCCAACAGUUGCCAGAUACUUUACCUUGGUGUCAGACGAUCUCGCUUGAUUGAAAAAUACAAGUUCUACUUCUCCUCGCUCCUGCAAGUCGAGGAGACCGCUAUUGGCUCUCCACCACAUCCCAUUGAGGAUUUUUCGGCAGGAUCUCCGCCACCACCCACCCCUGAGGAUACCCCAGCGCUACCUCCGACUGCCAUGCCCGUCGAGCCAGCCCCAGCGCUGCUCCCAUCCAUGCCAACACGAGUCGACUUCCUUCCUGAGCUGUUGUCCGAAAUUGCCACGCAUCUCCGGACGAAGGAUCUCGUCCACGCGUCGGGAGUGUCCUGGGACUGGAGGGCUGCGAUGAUGCCAUUUGUCUGGACGUCAAUCACACACCGCAAAUGGGGAUGUCCACAGUUCCGACGCCUGGGUGGUCUUGUCCGCCAAGAGAAAUUCGACGAACUUCGUGCUCUCCUGCACCGCGUCGUUGAGGUAGAGUGGGGGGACGACGACGACUCUGGACUUUCGUACUCCGAGCUGGUGGGCCAUCUCGAGUUGGACUUGAUCGGGUUUGAGGUAGAGGCAGAGGCAGAGAGUGCGGAGGACGGAGAGAUAGAUGAGAGUGAGGAAGAAGGCGAGUUGCAGGAAGUGGAAGAAAGGGAACCAGUUCCAUUGAGUGACCUGUUUAGCAGGUUUGGUCAACUUGAGGGGCUCGGACUUGCGGGGUGGUGGUAUGCGCCAUAUCACCACCAGGCAGCAAUCGUGGAGGUUGCUGGCCAAGCGCAACAAGAAGAGGCGGUCCAGCCUCAAUGGGCUAUCAAAAAUCUUCGGAUUCCACGGAGUGAACUUGGGCUCCUCCGACACUGUCCUCACCUCCAAAAGCUGGUCCUGACCGCAAAGCCAACGGAUAUCCAGGAGACGGCCAUGGGGCCAAUUCUCAGCUGCAGGCAGCUUGAAGAGUUGGUGUUCGAGAGACCUCUCUCAUUCAGGAUAUCCGACAUGGUCAAUAUGCAUGACCGGUUGGACUUCCUUACAGCUAUAAGCAUUACGUUGGAGAGCGUAAGCGAGUUCGACCGGUUGUGGGCAUUGCAGUUCAGGACGUUCGCGCCUCAAUUGAGGUCGUUCAAGCUGGAGGUGCAGAGAGAACAUGAAGGCCAAGAGAACAUUCUGACUUGGCAGAACACCUUGCGCUUGAAUGCAAUCCUCUUUUGGCACAGAGAGGUGAGGACACUUAUUCUUAAGGGAUUCGCUGUCCAGCCUCGAGACUUUUUCCGAGAGGUUGAAGAAGGAGGGGUCACAUCCUACAGCAACCCAGCGCCACAGGUCGAGGAGCUCUGGAUUGAGAUUGGCAUCGACCCCUUCUUCAUCACCACUAAUCAGGACCGCCAACGGAUUUGGCAAGCUAUAUACGAGCAGCUUGGCCAAAUGCGGUACCUUCGCUCUCUCACAGUCAAAAGUCUUGACUUGGAUCAUUCUGCCUUGGCUGGAUUUGGACGUUUGAACCAACUCGUUGACCUCAGGCACCUCGGACUCUCCGCAGGUGGACAAGCAUGGACCUUUGACGGGCUUUACAGCGUCGUGGGGGUAUUGCCUUGGUUGACGUCCCUGGAUCUCCAAGCAUUGCAGGAUAUUGACAAAGUCAAUGUUCAUCAAUGGUUGGCAGAACUGGGUCGACCAGACCUCCGGCUCUGA